Messenger RNA from Oryza sativa Japonica Group (Japanese rice), 2171 nucleotides. RefSeq names its product protein POLAR proteinALIZATION DURING ASYMMETRIC DIVISION AND REDISTRIBUTION. The record is from RefSeq and is a predicted model, not a curated record. Gene Ontology annotation, biological process: asymmetric cell division. Lineage: Eukaryota; Viridiplantae; Streptophyta; Magnoliopsida; Poales; Poaceae.
CUUAGCUAUCUAAAAGCAAUGGCUAAAAAAUAAACUUCAAUGAAAAAAACCUUAAGAUCAACUUUAAAUUUAAGAUUGAAAAUUUAAAUUUUAGCUGAUAAGUACAAACAUGCAUAAGUGAAAAUAUGAGGCCGUCAUUAUGGAUUAGGCCUGACGCUAGGAAGGGUAUACACGUAACCUAUAUUCAUACCCAAUUUUUCCCAUAACCAUUUCAUAAUUCUUUUUAGACUGGUACCAUUUCAUAAUUAGCUUUACCCAUAUCCAUUUGCUAUCUUUUCUAUCUUCCAUUUGCCAUAGAACUCAAGCCUAAUCUAGUUUCAUCCAUCAUCCAUCCAUGGACCUGACAGUUGUCAUCUAUCUACCCAUGUACUUACGUUGUUUUCAGGGGCAGUUGCCACAUCAGCCCACAGUUGGUCGUCAGUUGGAGUGACAUCAUCCAUCGCCACCAACAGCCGCGCGCGUCGUCGACGUGGAUCGUCCCACCACCAACGCCCACCGCCUUCUUCUUCUUCGGGAAACACUUUUAAUCACCUUGCAUAAUAACUAAAUGUGUAUGAAAAAAAUUCAAAAAAUUUAACAAGAUAGAUACAUAUGUAAUAUAUCAUCCUACAAGCAUACAAGUUUAAAUUCAAUUUCUAUAAGUUGUAACAAAAAUAAUAAAUCAAACUCUGAUUAGUAUACGUAUAUUCCAGUUAAAUUUGUUAUUUUGUUACAACUUAUAAAAGUUAAAUUUUAAGUUGUAUGUUUAUGUAGUGAUAUAUUAUAUCAAUCUAUCUUAUAAAUUUUUUAAAAUGUUUUCAUGAUGAUAUGUACUUAAUGAGUGGACAUCCACUGAGUGUUUAGAAUCCACCUUCUUCCUCCUCCUCCUUCUUCUUCACCUCUCCACCGCGCGCGCGCUCUCUCUGUCUUGCGCGCAAUGGCGUCGUCGCCCGCCAUUGGCGCGCGCGAGAAGAAGCUCGUCAGGAUCUCGGAUUUCCUACUCCUCCACGACGACAGCGACGGUGCAGGCGGCGCCGACCACGAGCUGCUGCGGCGGCGGCGUCGUCGUCGUCGUCGUCAGGAGGAUGAGGAGGAGGAGGUUGUGGCGGCGGCGGCGGCGCAGGUGGCCUCGCCUCCUUCGCCGGGGACGCCGCGGCUGCGGAUCCCGGGCUUCACGUGCGCGCGCUUACGGUUCGUGAGUUUCCGCGGCGGGAGGGGAGGACGUCGCGACGGCGGCCGGAAGGAGGAGCUCGCCGCCGAGAAGAGCGAGGCCGCGUCGUCGUCGGCGGAUGAGGCUUCAGGACGCGAGGUGGCGGCGGGGAGCGGCAGCGGCAGCGGCGCGUCGUCGUCGGCGGCGACGGCGACGACGACGGAGGCGGCCGCCGGGUUGGGGCUCAGCCUGCUGUUCCUCCUGGCAAGAACGUCCGCCGAGCUCAACAAGAUGGCCGAGGUGCGCGCGCAGAUGGAGGCGCUCCUCAGCGAGAUGAGAGACGAAGCUGCCAUCUGCAAGCGCAACAUCGCCGCCGCCGCGCGCCGCGAGCUUCGCACCACGUCGUCGUCGUCGUCGUCGAUCUCGACUCGUCUCGCUUCGGGAUAUUCGUCGAACACCUCUAGCGCCGGCCGUGCGGCUUCCUCGCCGGCGGCCAACGGCGAGGUCGAGAUCAAGAAGCCGCUGCAGGAAGAGGAGUGGUCGGACGACGGCGAGUUCAUCGAGCUGGAGGGAGGGUUCGGCUUCGUCGCCGGCGGCGACGAGGAAGACGGCGGCAGCGGCGGCGGCGGGGUGUCCGGCGUGGAGCUGGAGAGGAGGCUGCGCGAGGUGCAGCACGAGAGGGACAGGGAGCGGGUGGCGGAGCUGGAGUCGGCGCUGCGGCGGGCGGAGCGGAGGCUGAUGGAGAAGGAGAUGGAGGCGCGGCUGUGGAAGGACACGGCGGAGCUCGCGCUGCAGCGGCCGCCGCCGCCGCCGCUCGCCGGCGGCCGGCAGUGACCAGGCCACUUGUAUGUAGUAGUGACAGUGAGCAGUGUGUUGCUUAACUCUGUUUUGUCAGUGAUAACCUUGUAGUAUGGUACUCGUAAAACUGAGCAGUAGUAGUAGCGUUAGUAGGAACUGUACGGUAACAUAUACUGAUUAUAUCUUGUGUAAGCAAAAUAAUGGAGGGGAUUAUUAUAUUUAAGUCACAUCUAAUGCUAAAAAA